AGGACACAGGCAAUGCGCAUGCGCACAAGGCUUCUGGACGAUUCCUCACGUGGAAGCGAGUCCCCUUGAUCAAGUUGUCACAUCCACGUUCAACGAGGAGAACCCCAAGUGCCCGCCGCGCGCCGUCGACACCCAGACGUCACAAAUUAAGUCAUGGCCUUCAGAAAAUUCCUGCCUCUGUUCGACCGUGUCCUGGUGGAGCGUUUCACGGCGGAGACUGUGACAAAAGGUGGCAUCAUGCUGCCUGAGAAGUCUCAAGGCAAAGUACUGCAGGCUACAGUGUUGGCAGUCGGGCCUGGAUCGGUCAACCAGGAUUUCUACAACUGGCCGGAUGAGUCAUUUGAGGAGAUGGACAGCACCCUGGCUGUCCAACAGUAUAUUCAGCAGAACAUCCGCUCAGAUUGCUCUAACAUUGACAAAAUCCUGGAACCGCCAGAGGGCCAAGAUGAGGGGGUGUGGAAAUACGAACACCUCAGGCAGUUCUGCUUGGAGCUGAACGGACUAGCAGUCAAACUGCAGAGCGAGUGCCAUCCGGACACAUGCACCCAGAUGACGGCCACCGAGCAAUGGAUCUUUUUAUGCGCCGCCCACAAGAACCCCAAAGAGUGCCCCGCCAUCGACUACACCAGGCACACGCUGGACGGAGCUGCCUGUCUUCUCAAUAGCAACAAAUACUUCCCCAGCAGGGUGAGCAUUAAGGAGUCCUCCGUGGCCAAGCUGGGGUCGGUGUGUCGCCGCAUCUAUAGGAUAUUCUCUCAUGCCUACUUCCACCACCGCCAGAUAUUUGACAAAUAUGAGAAUGAAACGUUCCUGUGUCACCGCUUCACGCGCUUCGUGAUGAAGUACAACCUGAUGUCUAAGGACAACUUGAUCGUGCCCAUCCUGGAGGAGGAGGUGCAGAACACCUCGUCGGCUGGCGAGAGUGAGGCCUGAGGGGAGGGUGCCCGGCAGCGCGCCCACAUCUACACGCACACAUCUACAACACACUACUGUACAGCGUACUAAGACCUCCUGCCUGGCACCUUGUUGCUCCAUUGUGAAAGAAAGCCUGCGGGACAUUUUAGUCAAAAAAUAAAGCACCAUACUUCUCUAGGGAACAUUUUAUCUUUUGAGCAGCUGGAAUUGCAAAAAAAAAACAAAACAAAAAAAAGUUAUCUCUCUGUAUUGUUGACAUCGGCACACACUAUGAGAGCCACCCCCUAUGUAAAUAAUAGCCGGUUUUAGUUUGUUUUUUAACGGUGCUUCACUGUUCCCCCUUUCCCCCCCUUUCUACCGCUUAAGUUCCGCUCUUUGCUUUUCUGUCGCCUGUCAUUUUGUGCGGAGUAGAAGCAGUGGUGUCACUCGGUGACUGCAGUUACUAAGAUGCCACUCCCAAAAAAAUCCUCAAAUGUAGGCAUGAUUGGUGCGUUAGUGAACGACAAACAGCGACGUAGCUAUCCAAGUGUGCUCCUGGUAUUCUUGAUGUUCAUAACGUGGCUGGUUAGUCUGCUUAAAAGGCAUAACAUUGGUCGUGUUUAAAUCUUGCAUUCUUUUCCGUCACCCUAAUUAAGUUAUUUUGCUUUAUCAAAUGUCUAAUCCACUUACUAUGUUUUUUUAAAUUGAGUAAAAAGAACUUUGUUACCGUUUGUGACAUUUUCACGUCUGUUAAUAAAAGACUUAUUAUUCUGGAA
This is a messenger RNA of Corythoichthys intestinalis (scribbled pipefish), 1670 nucleotides long. Its product is annotated as MOB-like protein phocein. Gene Ontology annotation, molecular function: metal ion binding; protein-folding chaperone binding; protein folding chaperone. Gene Ontology annotation, cellular component: mitochondrial matrix; cytoplasm. The record is from RefSeq and is a predicted model, not a curated record. Bases 154 to 933 code for a protein of 259 amino acids. The transcript has 9 exons. Lineage: Eukaryota; Metazoa; Chordata; Actinopteri; Syngnathiformes; Syngnathidae.